AUGAUUAAAAAACUAGACUUAAGUAGCUACACGCCAGGAAAUAGGACUCCAUAACAAACUAAUAGGUCUCUAUCACCUAGCUCUAAGGGUUCUGAUAAAGGAUAAUCUACUUUUAAUAAAUAAGAUUUUUUGUUUUUAAAUACUGAUGACUCUUAAUUAACCUUCUCACCAAGAAUAAAUAACAAAAACCAAAGCUCUACAGUAUUGUUUUAUCAAAACAAGCUCAGGAUUAAAGUAAAUAAAUGUACUUUUGAUGAUUUAUUAUCUUGGAAAGGCAAUUAUAAUAAAAUCGAAAUAGAUUAGUCAAUAAUUUAAUACCUAUUUCCUAGUUUAUAAGGAAAACAGGGUGAUACAGAUUCAGAAGAAUUCAUAAAUUCACCAGAACUAGCAAAAAAAAUCAUAUUGGCAUAUGAGCUUAUUUUAGAUUAUUAUGGGUUAAAGCUUGAGAACUAAAUGAAUGGAGAGAUAGUUCCUAACAAUAAUUACAGAGAGAGAUAAGAAUAAACUUUACAGAAGACAUUAUCAAAAAAUGUACAUGCUUAUAGGGUUAAAAGAGUUCUUAAUUUCCUUUCUAAAACAGGAUUUCUGGUGUAUUGCCAUCAGUUUAUUAAAUUUAUGUAAACUUAAAUUAAAGGGGAUGACUUACUACUGAAAAAGGCUUAAAUAGGCCAAACAGAUAGAUUAGAUUUUAAAAAUGUGCCUGUACCACCUUUAUUUCAUUUAAAUGAUAUUUUUGAAAGCGAUUGGAAGAAAUUCGAUGAGCUAGAUUUAAAAAAUGAAAUGCAGCAGAAAAUGCUUAAGAAUUAAUCAGUAUUUUUCAAAUCUUCAAAGUACACAAAAUCUAAAUUACUUACAGAAUUCGAUAAUUAAAAUACUUACACAAUUUAAAAAAAUAAAACUAGUGCAUGA
Messenger RNA from Tetrahymena thermophila SB210, 909 nucleotides. RefSeq names its product opioid growth factor receptor. Gene Ontology annotation, molecular function: opioid growth factor receptor activity. Gene Ontology annotation, cellular component: membrane. Lineage: Eukaryota; Ciliophora; Oligohymenophorea; Hymenostomatida; Tetrahymenidae. The record is from RefSeq and is a predicted model, not a curated record. The transcript is spliced from 3 exons.